AUGCAUGCCAUAAUGGACCGCUGCUCCUUGUCCAGGAUCACAGCUGCUGAGAUUGAAGUGGUACAGGAAUACACAGAGAUUAUGGAGCCACUAGCCCAGUCCCUAGAUAUCCUGCAACAGGAGAACGGCAUGUUCAUGGGGAAUUUGCUACCAACGCUCUGCAAUCUGGACCGCAAGUUAGAAGGACUGGAAAACAAACCUGAGAAGUACACAUACUGUUUUCAGCUGCUGAGAGGUGUGCGCGAAGCCCUAAGAAAGCGGUUUGCAGCUAUCUGGGAGGACAAGAGGUUUCUUCUGGCAGCCUGCCUACACCCUCGCUUCAAACUAGAUUGGCUGGAAUCGUGUCAGGCCACCACCCAUACCAACAAAUACACAAUGGAAGCCUUGCUGAAAGCUGAAAUAAAGAUGGGUGUACUUAAUGAGGACAGUGAUCAGUCUUCAGAUAAAGACCAGGAAGGAGAUGACUUAGAAUAUGACUUCUUUAACUUUCUGCCCCAGGGCAAGAAGUCAGCAGUGGACACUGCUGAGGAGGAACUGGUGAGGUACCUGAGGUCUCCCAGCAGGGAAGUGUCAUCACUCCAUGGCUUUCCACGUGUGCUGCAGUGUUUUUUGCAGCACAACACAGGCAUGCCUUCAAGCGCCGCAGUAGAACGCCUGUUCAGUACUGGUGGCAACAUAAUGACUGUAAAAAGACAUUCCUUGUCUGACAUGCUCUUUGAGCAUCUUGUUCUUUUGAGACAUAACAGAAACAUAUUAUAAAAGCAUUUCAAGUGUAAAAUUUGAUUUCAAGAGUUGGGGUAUCUUCAUUGC
Messenger RNA from Rhineura floridana, 810 nucleotides. RefSeq lists its product as uncharacterized. NCBI's taxonomy places the organism in Eukaryota, Metazoa, Chordata, Lepidosauria, Squamata, Rhineuridae. The transcript has 2 exons. Bases 1 to 759 code for a protein of 252 amino acids. The record is from RefSeq and is a predicted model, not a curated record.